AUCAAAGUACCAAACUAUCAAAGGCAAUGCAGGGCCGUAGGUAACCCAACCAGGCUGUGUGAAUAACGUCAAUAUACACACCACACGUCCUAACCGGGUAACCCUAGCAAAGACCGUUUCUUCAAAUUCUUGGAGCUAGGCCGUACUGAUGAUGAGUUUGAUGACUUGUGCUUUGAUUUUGGACUGGAACUGGAUGAAGUUACUUCGGAGAAAGACAUGAUUAUGAGAGAAACUGGUAGUGGCGAACGAGCUAAGGAGGCUUCUGAGGCAGUUAUCUACAAGGUUGAGGUUCCAGCAAACAGGUAUGAUCUUCUGUGUCUGGAAGGUCUGGUGAGAGGUCUUCAGGUGUUUAAGGAACAGAUUCCAUCACCUCGAUACAAAAGAGUUCCGCCUGCAUCAGGGGAAAUGCAAAAACUCUACAUCAAACCAUCUACACAAGAAGUACGCCCCCACUGUGUAGCUGCCGUACUGAGGAAUAUAACAUUCACCUCGGAAAGUUAUAACAGCUUCAUUGAUCUACAAGAUAAGCUACAUCAGAAUCUCUGCAGAAAGCGAGCACUGGUUGCUAUUGGAACUCAUGACUUGGAUACCAUAAAAGGUCCUUUUAUCUAUGAAGCAAAACCACCAGCAGAUAUCAAGUUUAGGCCAUUAAACCAAACAAAGGAGUACAAUGCUGUGGAGCUAAUGGACCUAUAUUCUGUAGACAGCCAUCUUCGUCACUACCUGCCUAUCAUUAGAGACAAACCUGUUUACCCAGUAAUUUACGACAGCUGUGGUGUACUGCUGUCCAUGCCUCCUAUUAUUAAUGGUGACCACUCCAAGAUCACCCUUGAUACACGCAAUGUCUUCAUUGAGUGUACAGCAACGGAUCUUACAAAGGCAAAGAUUGUAUUGGAUGUGUUAGUGACCAUGUUUAGCCAGUACUGUGCAGAACCUUUUACAGUAGAACAAGCAGAGGUUAUCCAGUGUGAUGGCUCCAGUGCAAUUUAUCCGGAGCUCAAACAUUGGGAGGCAGUUCUUAAGGUGGACGAAGUUAACAAGAAAGUAGGAAUAAGAGAAAGUGGAGAAACUAUAGCUACACUGCUAACAAAAAUGUGCCUAAAGUCUGAAGUUAUUGAGGAUGGUUCAAAGGUGAAAAUCGACAUUCCACCAACGCGCGCGGAUGUGAUCCAUGCCUGUGAUAUCAUUGAGGAUGUUGCUAUAGCCUAUGGAUACAAUAACAUAAAGAAGACAAUUCCAAAUUCAGGAACAAUAGCUGCAGAAUUUAGCCUUAACAAGUUAACAGAUCUGCUGAGACAGGAAGUGGCUAUGGUUGGCUUCACGGAAGCACUAACCUUUUCUCUGUGUUCACAAGAUGAUAUAUCGGUGAAACUACGAAAAGAUAUAAAGAGUGCCCCUGCUGUACACAUAUCCAAUCCUAAGACACUCGAAUUUCAGGUGGCUAGGACAACAUUGCUAGCUGGUAUAAUGAAGACUAUAGCCAGCAACAAGAACAUGCCUCUGCCCAUGAAACUGUUUGAAAUCUCUGACGUGAUACUGAAGGAUAACAACUAUGACGUCGGUGUGAGGAACGAGCGACGUCUGUGCGCCGUGCACUACAACAAGAACCCAGGUUUUGAAGUGAUUCACGGACUUCUUGAUCGCAUAAUGCAGCUACUGGCGGUGCCCUUCAGCCGCGAGUGCGGCUACCACAUUCGCUCCUGUGAAGAUGCCACUUACUUCCCAGGCCGGUGUGCAGAAAUAGUAUACAAGGGCGAAGUGAUUGGAAGGCUGGGAGUGCUACAUCCCGAUGUCAUCGUAAAGUUUGACCUCAGCCUCCCCUGUGCUGCACUAGAGAUUAACAUCCACCCGUUUCUCUGAGACGGCCUUCUUAUGGCAGUAGCGUAUCCCCGUGCAUCUUGCAGGUUGGUUGCUCCUGUGCAUCGUACCCAGUUUCACGUGUUAUCUGUUAUUACAACUUCAUCAAUAUAGCUCUUCAUCACCCACAGAAGACCAAGUAAUCAAUGUGACCUGAUAUUUAUACGAUGACCGUUUUAAUCGCACUUCCCUGGCGUUGCGAGCGCUACAAUGACCAAACUGAUGAUUGGUUAAUCAUUUAACAAUCAUACGUUCAUUAUAUUUUCAUUAUCAUUGUAGAGGUCAGUGUGUUAGUUUUUUGUAACGUUAAUUUAUCGUUGCACCGUUCACAUUGCAUUAUUUAUCUGCAAAUCAUAACAAAUUCUCAUAACUGAGUAACAGUUAAUUAGUGUCAGUCAUUGAGUAUACUGCAAUUGGUAAAGGUAUUGGAAGGCGACUACUGUAAGUAAACUAUUGUGUACAACUCAGCUGUGUAACUUCAUAGCAUAGACUGCUAUCAUGCAUAUGUCUCCUACAAUAAGACAGAUUACCAACUAAAAAUGCUUCCUUUGUAAGGCACUUAUUUGCUGUACAUUACAGUAUGUUGUAUAUCAUGUAUGUUAUCAAUUUGCCCUGAGGUCAGGUGUGAAACUUCAUUGUGAAGAAGGUUAAGUCGUAUAUCGCAUAAUCAGACAUGACUACAUAGUGUGUGAAUCUUAUUAUUCACGCAAUCUACAAUUCAUGCAAGCAAUUAAGCUACAACUCAUUGAAAUUCAAUGAUAAGCUGAUAUAUUAAAAACCCAGUGUGUACUAACUUUUGUGGCUAUUUCUCUAUUUAUCACGGUGACGUAAAUAUAUAAAAUACAUUAUGAAUUAAAGUGAUGACAG
Messenger RNA from Priapulus caudatus, 2724 nucleotides. Its product is annotated as phenylalanine--tRNA ligase beta subunit-like. Gene Ontology annotation, cellular component: phenylalanine-tRNA ligase complex; cytoplasm. The record is from RefSeq and is a predicted model, not a curated record. Lineage: Eukaryota; Metazoa; Priapulida; Priapulimorpha; Priapulimorphida; Priapulidae. The transcript is spliced from 16 exons. The coding region runs from base 217 to 1860 and encodes 547 amino acids. Gene Ontology annotation, biological process: phenylalanyl-tRNA aminoacylation. Gene Ontology annotation, molecular function: RNA binding; ATP binding; phenylalanine-tRNA ligase activity.